GUUACUGGAGGCUUCUUUCAUUAGCUGGAGGCUUCUUUCAUUAGCUGAGUGCUCCUAGCAAAAUUACAAUUACAAAUAUUUCUUACAGCCAUCCUUCUCUGUCAACAAAUGUGUGGAGGGACUGCAGCUUUUGGUAGUGAUGUGUGUGACUAAGACACCUUGAAUCUAAUAAAACAGUUGCUCGUAAUCAGCAGGAUCUUCUAACAAGCUUGUUAGUCAUUUUUCUGCCUGUCAAAAACCAUUAUCACCUCCAAACAUGAAAAUAGCUGUGGAAGGCUGCUGUCAUGGCGAGCUGGACAAGAUAUACGACACCAUUGGUUACCUGGAGCAGAAGGAAGGCAUGAAGGUGGAUCUGCUGUUGUGCUGUGGAGACUUUCAGGCUGUGCGGAAUGAGGGGGACCUAAAGUGCAUGGCAGUGCCACCUAAGUACAGGCACAUGCAGACAUUUUAUAAGUACUAUUCUGGGGAGAAGAAAGCACCUGUUUUGACCAUCUUCAUUGGUGGCAACCAUGAAGCUUCUAAUCAUUUGCAAGAACUUCCUUAUGGAGGCUGGGUGGCUCCAAAUAUAUACUAUCUAGGUUAUGCUGGCAUUGUUCGCUACAAAGGUAUAAGAAUCGGUGGCCUUUCAGGAAUUUUUAAAAGCCAUGAUUACAGAAAAGGGCACUAUGAGUUUCCACCAUACAACCAAGAAACAUUACGCAGUGUCUACCACAUUAGGAACAGUGAUGUAUUUAAACUUAAACAGAUCCAGUUGCCAAUUGAUGUCUUCAUGACACAUGACUGGCCACGGGGAAUUUACCACUACGGCAGCACAGAGCAGCUGCUAAGGAAAAAACAGUUCUUGCGUGAAGAGGUGGAGUCAGGUACACUAGGCAGUCCAGCUGCUGCUGAGCUGCUUAAUCAUCUGCAGCCCAGCUAUUGGUUCUCUGCCCAUCUGCACGUCAAGUUUGCUGCCAUGAUGCAGCACAAGGGAAAGGGUAAUGCUGCACCAAAGACCACUAAAUUCCUCUCUUUAGACAAGUGUCUUCCCCACAGAGACUUUCUUCAGAUAGUUGAGAUAGCAGACAGACCUGGUUCUUCUGACAAGUUGGAGUAUGAUCCAGAGUGGCUGGCCAUCCUGAAAGCCACCUCUCAUCUUCAGAAGCCCUCGCCAAACAUCUGGCAUCCACCUGAGAAUAAUGGCCUUUACACCAGGUGGGACUACAGUGCUUCAAAGGAGGACAUGUUAGAUGUGGUGAGCGCUUUAAAUGGUGACCUAGUCAUCCCUGAGAAUUUUAGUUUGACUGUGCCAGCCUACGACCCAUCUCGCCCUCUGCCUUACACUUCCCCGUCCUACUGCACAAACCCCCAGACCACAGAGAUGUGUGCCACUCUUGGCCUGACUGACAUCUAUGCUCUGGCAAGCCAGGCUGCUAAUAACACUGCAACAGCUGUGGAGGGUGCCAGUGAAGAGGAGGAUGAGGACAACCAGAGCUCAGGUAGUGUAGACGAGCCCAGCGAGUACCCCACUGACACCUCAAUUCUUUCCAGUUCUUACAACCCUGAUGAGAUCACCAUUGAGGAUGAGUGGGAUGAAGAAGAGGAGAAGGGAAAAGAUGAAGGGAACAGAGAGCAGGAGGGCACAGAUGCAGUUGUACCAGUGGUUCCAGUAGGAGCUCAGGACAGUGAUAGAGACAGUAGCCCUCACAGAACAGCAGCAGGUAGACUCGUCUUACCAGCUCCUAAAGCUGCACCAGAGUCAGACGAGCCUUCAAAUCUGGGUUUCAGUGUUCCACCACCAUCUGCCUUUACACCGCCCUCUGCCUGUUUUUCCCAGAUGAGCUCAGAAGAAGAAGGAACUGCCUUACCAGCUAGAGUACCCAAGCGCUCUAGUGGAGAGACCAAAGAAACUUUAAAUCCCACAGACAGCACACCCAGAAUUAAACGCCGCAACCAGAUAAUUUACACAGCGGUUGAUGAUGAGGACAGUUAGGCACAGAGAGAGUAAAUAAAUGAUCGAGUGAUUCAAAUUUAAAAGGUGAAGGGAAUCUAUUUUUCAGUUACGUCAAGUGUUGACAUUUCCGUUUACAACACAUUUUUGUAAAGAGAUGUUCUAAAUUUAAGUUGCUGAUUUCUUACUUAUUUUUAGUAACUAUUUUUAAACUAUAAUUUCUUGCAUUCAAGGACAAAACCUUGAGUUUUAGAAUCUAACAGAAACUACCAUAUUUUCAUUUUGUUUCUGGAAGCACACCAUUGUUUUUACAUGCUUAAAUAUGAUUAUAAUGAGCUAAUUGCUUUUGAUAAACACUUCAACAUCACUUCAUUUGUCCUUUUGUCCUAUAUAUUAAGGUGAGGGCACGUGGGUGGCACAUCAGUAAAUUACACUAGCCCACUACCCAUGGGAUCAAGCUUUCAAAUCGUGAAUAAUACUAUUGGCUGGUUGAGCGAUGAGUAUAUCAAUUCAAAAUCAAAUCUACAGCACAACAAAGUGUGCAAAAAGAAAAAAAACAGGUCUAAAUACUGUAGUAUACAGUCAAUCCACUUUAAAUGGGUCUAGUUUGACUCGUGUCAUGCUGAAAAGAUGUGUGCAUAGUCGGACGUAAUUCAAGAGUCACUAAAAACAUGCCUAAUUUACAUUUGCAAUUGUAGUACAAGACGUGAUUUACUGGAGAUAGAAGGAACAAUGAAAAUCCAUUUUCUUGUCCAUUAAAAAAAGAAAAAUUUAAUACUAGUCACCAAGACUACAAAAAAUGUGGCAGCACUACCUUGAUUUUUUAUGAUUAGUGCUGCUCAGGUUGAAAAGUUGACAAUGUUUUGCAAACAAGUCCUGUGAACACUUGCUGUGGUCACAGUCUAUGGGCAGCUGUGAAGACCAACGUUCUGUUUAUUGCAGAAAGAACUGUUUUAUUUGACAUUCCAG
This is a messenger RNA of Trichomycterus rosablanca, 2899 nucleotides long. It is a transcript of the gene dbr1, whose product is annotated as debranching RNA lariats 1. The transcript is spliced from 9 exons. NCBI's taxonomy places the organism in Eukaryota, Metazoa, Chordata, Actinopteri, Siluriformes, Trichomycteridae. The record is from RefSeq and is a predicted model, not a curated record. Gene Ontology annotation, biological process: mRNA splicing, via spliceosome. Gene Ontology annotation, molecular function: RNA lariat debranching enzyme activity. Gene Ontology annotation, cellular component: nucleus. Bases 257 to 1972 code for a protein of 571 amino acids.